CUGGCAGGAAACACGGGUACUUCCAGAUACAUGGCAGUGGAAGUGAUCCGUAAGCAUCCAUACAAUUGUAAGGCUGACAUCUUUUCUUUCUCAAUUCUGCUUUGGGAACUCAUGGCGCUUUGCAAACCAUAUGAUGGCCUUGUCGGUCAGCAAGUUAAAGAGUGCGUGUCCGUCUUCGGCGAACGCCCAGCCAUACCACGAACAUGGCCCACUAACCUUCGCCGCGUUCUGAGGCGAGGCUGGGGCGAAUCAAUUGUGGAUCGACCAUUUAUGACGGAAGUCAAAGACACUUUGAUGAAAUUGCAUGAGGCGAGCUCCAAGCCUACCAAGUUGUUCAGUAAAUAA
This is a messenger RNA of Phaeodactylum tricornutum CCAP 1055/1, 345 nucleotides long. RefSeq lists its product with no specific name. Gene Ontology annotation, biological process: protein phosphorylation. Gene Ontology annotation, molecular function: protein kinase activity; ATP binding. The transcript has a single exon. The annotation marks the transcript as partial. The record is from RefSeq and is a predicted model, not a curated record. Lineage: Eukaryota; Bacillariophyta; Bacillariophyceae; Surirellales; Neidiaceae.